UAGGGGAACCACGCUGCCUGGAGGACAUGGCUACUUCCAGGUUACCCCCGGCGACUCUAACACUAAAGCAGUUCAUGAGAAGGCAACAAGUUCUACUUCUCUACAGAAGGAUUUUGCAAGCAAUUCGGCAAGUUCCAAAUGAUUCUGAUCGCAAAUACCUGAAGGACUGGGCAAGGGAAGAAUUCAAAAGAAACAAAGGUGCCACCGAAGAGGAUACAAUCCGGAUGAUGAUUACUCAAGGCAAUAUGCAGCUCAAGGAGUUAGAAAAAACACUUGCUUUGGCAAAAUCUUAACUGUAGCAUUAUCCUGAAAGAUUUUCAAAGUCUCCAUGUAUAUUGUUGAGCUGAUUCGACUCCAUGAUGGACAGCCUAACACCAAGUCAAACUGUACAGUACUUGGGAAAAUACAGAACAUGGAGCAUGGCAUGUCAAGGAAAAACACAUCAGAACAAUUGCCUUAACACUGAAAAAUAUACUUUGUAUUCUGAAAAUGUUUUUGGAUAUGUCAGCAGUUUAAGCAGCAAAAACCAGUACAGGUGGUCAAUGCAGAAGGUGAUCCCUACCAUUAACUACCUGGGCAAUGCAAGUCUAAACCACACUGAGACACUACCAUAUCAGCUGAAAUAACUAAUUAAAAAGAUAAUAACAAAUGGUGGUAGAGAUAUAGGAAAAUUGAACCUCUCACACAUUGCUGUGGGAAUAGAAAAUGGCACAGCCACUUUGGAAAACAGAAUGUCAGCUGCUUAAGAGAGUAAAUUCGACAGUUCUGUUCCUAGGUCUGUAACCAAGAGAACUGAAAACCUUUCUACAAAAAAACUUGUACAGGAAUAUUCACAGCAGCAUCAUUCAUACCAGCCAAAAAAUAGAAGCAAUCCCAAUGCCGAUCAACCGAUAAGUGAAUAUGAUGCCUAUAGAUUUAGUAAUAAAAAGGAAUUAAGUACUGAUACAUGCUACACAUGGAUGAACCCUGAGACCAAUUGCAGAAGAUCACUUAUUGUAGGAUUCCAUUUACAUGAAAUGUCUGAAAGAGGCAGAAAGAGGUGGUUGCUCAGGGCUGUGGAUAGCCUGGAGAGGAAUUAAAUGGCUUUGGGGUUCCUGUUCUGGGUAAUGAAAGCACUCUAAAGUUAGAUUGUGGUGUUAGAUGCACAACUCAAUAUACUCAAGUCCAACGAAUCGUACAUUUUGCAUGUAUGGUAUGUGAAUUCUGCUUCAACAAAGCUAGGUUUUUCUGAUUUUUUGUUUUUUGUUUUUUUUUUACUGAUAUACAGCAGUACUAUGCGUCAAUUAAAUAAGUCAAUAAAGCUGUUUUAAGAAGCAGUAGGAGAUUUAUGAUUGGAAGCAUACUGACCUCAGGAGAUACCCUGGACCUUUCUUGAAAACAGUCCUUCUGUGUUACCCCUCAGGGUUGUUGAGGUAGGUUCUUCAGAUGUGUUAUGAUCUCAUAGCAGAGGACUCUCCAAAAAGUCACCACUGGGAAUCUAGAUCUUUGUUGGAAAGAGGAGAGAGAGAAGCCUCAUGAACACAUUGAAGCACUUAACCAAAAAGAAGAGACAACUUCUGGAUGAAACUAAUGCAAUUACCUUAGCAUCCACAAAGAAAGAAGUAAAAGGAUCAGGGAAUAUCCUUGGUGCAUUGGGUUCUCCUCCAGUGACAGGAAGAGAAAGAGUUUUAAGAAUACAUUGAAGACAAGAAAUUGACCUGAGCACAUUUUGAGACCAAAAUGUGUAACACAGUUUAGUGAAAGCUUAUGGAAGAGGCUGGAUUGACAGUCCUUCAGACUGACCUCUGUUCAUUUACAGAACAGAUCUAAAAAAUUAAUCCAAGAACCUGACCAACACCUGGAAAAUGUAGGAAAAAUUUUGCAGAAUGGUUACCUAGUACUGGAUUGUGUGCCAAAGGCAAGAGAAGCAGAUAGUGGCAUUUGUCAAUGACUUACAUUAUUGCCAGGGUCCACCUGACCCUUCCAUAACCUCAAAGCCUGCAAGAAAAAAUCAUUUUUCAACAGGGUAAUCGAAUUCAAAAUGCAUGAGCUAAUUAUCAGGUUUGUAUAUAGGUGUACACAUUAGUCAACCUAUCACAAGGCCAUGUGAUGAACCAGAAGCACUUGUGAAGUUUCUAAACACAGAAUACUUUUCUUUGUACAGCAUGAUAUACACACUCAAGUUAGGCUGUCUCUAAUAAAUCUAAGAUCUUGACACUAAAAAUCAUCCUUUUAUGAGGUGUAGAAGUCAGUGACCUGGGUGACGUUUUUACUAGCACUGGUGUAUGUCAAAGAUGUAAGUGCAUUUGUGGUUUAAAUUUGCAAGAUGCAAAAAUGCCAAGAAAAUCUAACUUGGGUUUGUUUUGAUUGUUUAAAUUGGGCAAAACACUGCAAAUUUUCAUCUUCCAGAGGUUAGGAUUUUUAUAAUCUUAUAUAAUGACAAGACUUUAGCGCUAAAUAAAUCUUAGUCUAAACAACAACUUCUCCUCUCACAUAUGGAACCAUGCUCGUUAAGAUGUUGGCCAGAUUAGAACUGCUGGUGAAACACAUUUAGCAUCCUUAUCAGUGUUCUAGAUUAGACAACAAAUUACCUUUUUGGAUAUUCCCUAUAAACCAUACUCUUAAAAAAACAACAACAAAAAAAGCGUUUAUUUGAGAGAGAGUGAGUGCAUGCAGGGGAGGGGCUGAGGGGGAGAGAGAAUCCCAAGCAGGCCCCACACUGCACACUGUCAGUGCAGAGCCUAAAGUGGGCUCAAUCUCACAAACCAUGAGAUCAUGACCUGAGCCAAAAAUCAAGAGUGAGAUGCUUACCUGACUGAACCAACCAUACUCUGGUGAGUAUUCAAGUUUUGUUCCUAAGGUUUAAUUUUCAGAUGUUUGGAUGUUCAAUUUAUGUAUUUGAACUACAGUAAGUCAAAUCUUCAUAUUAAAAAAAAUAUUUUUUUUUUUAAUACAAAAGCAUUCUAGCAUGAGGAGAAGUGGCUAGGGCUAUUUGCAUACUAACUGUCCCUACGUCAUUUCCUCCUUUUAAGUCUGCCAUCGCGUAGGAAAUUCAAAACCAAGGCACAGGCAUUGCUGCGGAUGUGCCUGCAGAGCAAAGGGCUUGAACAUUUUGAGGAAAGCAGAACAUUCUUCCUGGUAUUUGUAUUAUUGUAGACACACCAGCAGCCAUGCAGGAGAGGGGGGAGACCCACACUUACCUAACUUGUCUCUUUUAUGGAAGAACAAUGUGGCCAAACAGAGGGAUGCAGCUCACGUCUACUGUGGGAAAAAAUUGAGCUUACGUAGAGUUAAGGUCCAAGCAGGCUCAAAAGCAAAUGUCACUUUGCCAAACUAGAAAUCGCCCAGCCGGUUUCCUUCCUUCAGUCAGGCAUUUAAGAAAUUCUGUCAGAAUUAAAUUUACUAUUUGUGUUUACUAUGUCACUUUUUUACCCAUUCUGUUUUGCAUUAGAAAAAGUGUUGUGCUGUUUCUUAGGUGUCUCAUGGAUUUAAUGUUAACAUUUAUUGUCAUGGUAUUUUGACAGUAUUACAGAAGAAUAUUUCCCUUUAAAAAUUUUUCUUACGCAUAAGUAUUCUAAAAGGUCAGUUUUGUUUGCCUUUAAAUCUUAUUUAAUUGAUUUGGCUUUUAUAUCACAAGAAGAAAUGUAUUUAGCUUUUAUGAACAGUUUUGUCAAAAAUGUUAUUUUGCCUGCACACAAUUAAGAGGUUUUGUUCUGUUCAAACUGUUGACCUUUUAGAAAAUACUAAGCAAAACAUUUAAGCUUGCACUAAGAAGUAUUUCCAUA
This is a messenger RNA of Prionailurus viverrinus (fishing cat), 3764 nucleotides long. It is a transcript of the gene LYRM2, whose product is annotated as LYR motif containing 2. Lineage: Eukaryota; Metazoa; Chordata; Mammalia; Carnivora; Felidae. Gene Ontology annotation, cellular component: mitochondrion. The transcript has 3 exons. The coding region runs from base 27 to 293 and encodes 88 amino acids. The record is from RefSeq and is a predicted model, not a curated record.